This is a messenger RNA of Cuscuta campestris, 519 nucleotides long. NCBI's taxonomy places the organism in Eukaryota, Viridiplantae, Streptophyta, Magnoliopsida, Solanales, Convolvulaceae. The record is from the annotation of a GenBank genome assembly.
GUGGAGUGUAUUAAAUGAGGUGGGUGAGGUGUAAUAAAUAAAGUAAGUGGGGGUAGUUGUGGUAUUUUAAUUGUUAAAAAAUGAAAUGAGAAGAUCUAUUGUGGACAAAGAAAAAGGGCUAUUGGGAAGAUCUAUGGGGGACGGAGGGAGUACAUGUUAAUAAUAAGUUUCUUACUUCUGAGUUCUGAGUUAGUCAGUCUGAUAUGAUGAUUAACAAAUUGAUUUUGUCCCGAAUUUUGACAACUCAAAAACAUAGCCAUCUCUACUCCCUGCUAGAAUCCCGAAUCUGCUUCUCAAUGGUGCCUCUGGAAUUGCGUUUACAUACCACAAAAACAACAACAUUACCCCAAUGGUCAAAUUCUCCCGCUCAUGGCUAGGUGAGGGGCGGGGGGUUGGAUGUACGCAGCGUGACCCCUUAUCUUAGGAACAUACAAAGGCAAUGCUGCCACCAGACAUAGAUCAAAAUACAGUUGAUUUUGUCCCGAAUUUUGACAACUCACAAACAGAGCCAUAUUUACU